UACGUUUUUCAGAAAUACAAAAACAUGCAUCAUAUUCACAUGUGACGCAUCUUGUUGGGCUUUACUGUCAUACUUUAGUAUACCUAGCACACCGUGUAAUUAUGGUGACGUAUGUGUUGUGUUGUCAAAGCCUGAGAAUAUGAUAGUGAAAUAUAUUUGCAAACUGAAAGUGAAACUGCAGCGUGUGACUGAUUUUAAAAGUGACUGAAUCAUUGCACCGAAAUAGUAGGCCUAUAUCAACCAAUUUGUGUCAUGUGACGUCUCAGGUAGCUUCCAACAUCAUCUAUCUAGUGUACGCAAGUGACCUAUGCAGUGCAUGAAAGCAGAGUGAAAUGGACGAUUCAGAGACAGUCACUUGUGCUCACAGCAGAGAUGUGUAUUUUGAGCAUUUGAACAAAAGGUCUGUUCCCGCACAGAACAGUGAUGAUGAAUACAGCACAGCGCAUCGUUAUCGUGGACUUGCAGUUGUAAUUAAUAACAGUUCAUUAGUGCGUCAAGAAAGUGCUGGUUCACAACAAGAUGCGGACUAUAUGGCGAAGACGCUGAAAAGUCUGCAAUUUAAGGUUCAGCAAGUCAAGGACGUCAGAGGAGCUGAUCUGAGCAGACUUUUGUACAAAGUGUCGCAAGACAGUUACCAUGGCAAUGCUGACUGCUUUGUGUGUGUCAUAAUCAAGCGUGAAGACGGGGCAGUAAAGUCACAGCAUAGCCAGAUGUCUGUGACCCGAGGGCUUGAUGUGGUAGACUGUACCGAAGCUACAAGUGGAAACAAUAGUCAUAUGUUUAAUGACAUAAAUUGUCCACAACUUUCCGGGAAGCCAAGACUGUUUUUCAUUCAGACCAUUAGUGAGAGCAGCAUGUACAGUGAUGUCAGAGUACAAGAUGGCCUUGAUGAGGUGGAUGCUUGUGUUGUCAGACCACCUGCACCAAUUCCUCCUAUUCAGGAGAAGUGCAUGAUCAAGACUCUCAGGGAUGAGAAACUUUACAAAGACUUCUUGUUAAUGUAUGCUACGUGUCCAGGAAACGACAGUAAUGGAAGAGUAUCCAGGUUCACCCAGCUGUUAUGCCAGGCACUCACAGAAGCCAGAGGUCGAAGUUUACUGCGUAUGUUGACCUGUGUCUGUGGUCAGAUGAUCAAGCACAACAGUUCAGUUCCAUGUAUUUACAGCAAACUGACAAGAGAUUUGGUCUUCAAAAACAAGCAGAUAUGAACAAAGACAUUUCCUCUUUGCAUCUACAACUUUUAUAUUCCGAACAUUAAAAAGGGUUUUAUCAUGGUAUCAUAAUUUCAUCUGUCUGUUAUUAGAUUGGUGCCAGUCGUUUAGCAUGUGCAGCUUCCUGUAUAUUUGUUCUGCUAGUGCAGUUUUCAUCUUGACAUUUGUCAGUUUCUGUUUUGUACUUUAAUAAUGCUGUGUUAACCAGAUUGCCCAUUUUGCUACAUUUCUGCAUAUCAUAAACCAAGAAUAUAUUUGCUCGCUCUUGCAUCAAACUCAGCUGAGUCCAGUGUCUCAUAAUGAAGUCUACAGUAUUGUUUUCAUAAAUAAUUUAGGAAGACACUGACCUCAUUGAGGCAUUGAGGCAAAAAUAAAUAAGUCACAUGGUCUGUCUUGAAGCCCUGUGCACGUAAAACAAGCCCCUCCUGUAUUAAGCUUUCAACUAUGCUACUUGCGAUCACAGUGAUCUUCGAACUGAAAUGUACAUACAUGUAUGUUUUCAAUGUAUCAACUAUCUAGAUAAAAUCUCAUCUGUCUUAACUUUACUUGUUCAGAAUCUAAAUACGAUACUUAGAUCUAUUAUUAUAGAAAGCCUUUUCGUAAGGCUACGUCCCUUAACACUCUUGCACACGUGCAUUGUUAAGACCAAACAGGGUACGGGAAAGGGGCCAUCACCCACUCUCUGGUUUGUUCUCUGUACAUGUGUGUAUGGGUUCCAGCCAGCAGGAGGGCAGUUAGGGGUCAGCAAUGGGCCAUCUCCCAGUACUCUACUUCUGUUGGCUGGAACAGCACUGUUGGAUUGGUUGUGUUGUUGCUUUUUGUAUGUAUGAAUGUAUGUAGCUUGACUUUUCAAACUACAUGACACCUUAUCUUGCUUGAUAAGCUGAUUUUUUACUGGACUCAGAAGCUUGUAUCCUGUAUAUUGUUUGCUGGCUGAAGGCUUUGGAGAAGAACAGUUUCAUUAUAAAUUGACUGAGCUACUUUCACUAAAUAAAGAUAUUA
Liolophura sinensis is the source of this 2213-nucleotide messenger RNA. Its product is annotated as caspase-like. Gene Ontology annotation, molecular function: cysteine-type endopeptidase activity. NCBI's taxonomy places the organism in Eukaryota, Metazoa, Mollusca, Polyplacophora, Chitonida, Chitonidae. Bases 333 to 1208 code for a protein of 291 amino acids. Gene Ontology annotation, biological process: proteolysis; positive regulation of neuron apoptotic process; apoptotic process. Gene Ontology annotation, cellular component: cytoplasm. The transcript has 6 exons. The record is from RefSeq and is a predicted model, not a curated record.